Cololabis saira (Pacific saury) is the source of this 3172-nucleotide messenger RNA. RefSeq names its product neurturin-like. The record is from RefSeq and is a predicted model, not a curated record. The transcript has 4 exons. Gene Ontology annotation, molecular function: growth factor activity; receptor tyrosine kinase binding; glial cell-derived neurotrophic factor receptor binding. Lineage: Eukaryota; Metazoa; Chordata; Actinopteri; Beloniformes; Belonidae. The coding region runs from base 579 to 1289 and encodes 236 amino acids.
GCUGAGGCAUCAGGAGAAGCUCUGUGCUCCACUUACAGUAACCACGUUUUUUUUCCUCCUCUCACCCUAACACAUCUUCUCGACCCAGCAGAGUUACCCCCGCCGCCAGGAGCUGAAGAGAAGACCUGCUGCCGGAAAGAGGUGUGUGGAAAAGAGAAGAGCAGACGUUUCUGUAAAGGAGGAGCACGUGAAACGGGAGUGUUCAGAGCCGAAGUCACUCACCUCUCCUUCCUUGAAUGGAUCAACCUGGUCGCCGCAAAGCACAUGUUUACACUCAAAGGAAUGCUGAUUUUGACAUGUGAAAUUGACAGAGCUCCCUGGAAAUAUGACAGAAGAAUAAAAGCAAGGCACCCUGAACUUGAAUCAAGUCAGGACACCUCCCGCACUCGCAGGGUGGGGAGUUUUUUUAUCAUUUUCAUGGAAAGAAGAAGGGGUCCUGCCCUCAGUCCUCGCCUGUGAUGAUGAUGAUGGACGUACCCAGCCAGCACUUGCCUGAAGAGGUCAGCUGAAGACGACGCCACGCAGCUAAGUCUGGAUUAGCCGGCCGAACGAGUUUCAAUGCUCCUCCACGUUCUAAGAUGAAGUUAUGGAAAGGUGCUACUUUUGCCUUAGUGCUCUGUGGCGCAGCCCUGUCCAUCAUCCUCGUUAGAAGCAUGGCCACGAUCGGACAGUUCAAGCUCAAGACGAAACAUCCGCACCCGUCAUCGCCCUCGUCGAGACCGUCCUCGUCGCUACUGCCCGCAUCCAGAACGUCGUCCUCGCCGGACUCCAGAGCGCCGUCGCAGCACGUGGGAGCUCCUCACCGGCGGAUCCGCUCAACGGGCGACAACAUGAACUCGCUCCUGUCAGAGUUUUCCAUGAUGUUCCAGAGCUUUACGGAGGGCGAGCUGCAGCACGUGGUCGGAAGUAUGUUAGACAAGAAAAGAAAGAGGAACCAGCCCCUCAGCGGGAGCCAGGCCUCGAGGACUAAACGAGCCCAGAGAUCUAAACCCUGCUCUCUGAGGAAGCUGGUGCUGACCGUGAAGGAACUGGGCCUGGGCUACGACAGCGAGGAGACGGUGCUGCUGCACUACUGCAGCGGCAAAUGCGGCGCCCACCGGCAAAACUAUGACAUCACCAUGGAGCACGUUCAGACAAAUUUGAAGGGUAAAGGUUACAAAGUGGGCAAAGUCAGUAAAGGGCCCUGCUGCCGGCCUACGGCGUUUGAAGAGGGGUUCUCCUUCCUGGACAACAAGAGUCGCUACCACACGAUACAGAAUGUGUCGGCAAAGAACUGUGGUUGUGUAUGACCCAACAGGAGUGGACUUGUCACUUCUUCAUGCUGCUCUCAGCCUCCGGUGGACAAGUCAAACAUGGAGGCUGUUCAACGAUAAACAGUGGAAUAUAAACUCAAGCAGAGAAGGAAACGAAGGGAAUACGUUCAUGGCUGCAACCUUUUGAGACGGGAAUUUGGGCUUCUGCGACCAAAUGGACAGCAGGUGCUGGAUUUGGAUUUCACGAUAAAUUGGAAGGGAAAAUGACUGUUCAUACCUAAAAGUUUAUAUCUUUUCUAUCCGUGUAGUAACACUGUAAACUGUGGUGUAACAUUUUGUCUGUGACAUUUGAGUAGUUGUACAUGUGUUAGACCCAUAAUGACGAGCCAGGGCCGACCAGCUCUUUACUGUUACUGCACUUCAUACCCAUUUUUGUACAAACCUUAUUUUACAGGGUUCAGAUGGUCAAAUUCACCUGACAGAUCGAAGAAAAAUAAGAAGCCAUGAAUAAAAUAUGUCUUUAUUAGCCUAUGUUCACGUUAGAGUCCGUGCAGGACUAGCCUGGCCAGCUAUACCCAUUCACCAUUUGCACUGGAACAGAGCAAACUGAACCAGAAGCAACAGGGCGAGCUUUAUGUGAUGACUCAUUCAGGAACGUCCAUGAGCCAUGAUUCAAAACAACCAAGAUGACAGCAGAAUUUAUUAUAACACCUUGGAUCAAAACUGCAAAACAGUCAUUGACUGGGGUUCCUGCUUCGGUGCACGCCAAUGCGGUUGCCUUUUGUUGAUACUAGUCUGGUUGACGUCUGCCUACAUCACAUGCUUUGUUUCUCUGAUUGGUGGUAUGCCUAUUCAGUGGCUCGCACAGGCCGUUCCUACCGUCUCCUGGAAAUCAAAGCUGGAUCUAGAGGCACUGGACCGAUUCUUUGUAUCCAAGAGGAAAAUAAUUUAGGAUGGCUGGCCAGACUAGAACUGAUAAUAAGGUGCGGACCAUACAUGCGUUAAUGAUACUGAUUGCAGUGUUAUUACACAGGUAAAAGAAUUGUUAUCGAUAAGAAUUGGACAAGGAAAGAUCCCAUUUUCCAUAAGUUGAAUAAUAAUCUUUAAUAAUUGUGUUUUAUAUAUAUUUUUAUUAUAUUGACUCCUUAAAACAUCUCAAACUUCAGCGACAAAUCAAUAUGAAAAUAUCCCCUUGUGCACAGAAAAGCACUGUUUUCUACUUUCCUCAGAUAUGCACAUCAUAUCAUUACCCAUGAUCCUCUGGAAGUAUCUUUCCUCAAAUGAUUGCCAAAACCCACCAAGUCAAAUCAACACAGACGUGACCUCCCGACGUCACGUUCAUAAUCAUCUCAUAUCUCAAGUACCAGGUGAUAUAACCUGUUUAUUUCCUGUCGCUCAAACUCACACUAAUUUUAGCUGUUUUGCAAAACUCAAGUUCCAGUGAGAGGCAAUGUUUUUCUUCCCUUCACAGUGACAGAAAGCUGAAGUAAACAUUUGGAUCUGAGACUGUGUUUGCACCCAUCUGUAAAACCUUCCCUGUAACCCACAGUGCAGCCUUCAACUGGCCCUGAACAUGCCUCCAUGUUGUAUUGCCUGGUAGACUCUUAGGAGAAAAAUAAGCUGUUGACAUGAAUUAUGAAGCAUUUUUAAUUUUUUUUUUUCCUCCCUCAGUGAUCUUUGUUUGGUUUUGAACUCACUGUAACUGCCUGAAGUAAAGCAAAUGAUGUUAUGUGUAAAGCGAGGGGUGCGGAUGCAGUGCAUCUAUGUUGUAGUUUAUGUUGUAUUUAUUUGGAAAAUAAAUUAUGGAUUUGCAUAUUUAUUAAGAUUACUACACAAAAAUGGGACAGCUUAUUAUCAUCAAGCAACUGUGCCAAAAAUGUUUUAUCUAACACUAUAUUGACUGCUGAAUAAACAUAAUU